AGCCUUCUCACACUCGUCACCUGAGACACUUCCGGGUUGGUGAUCUUCCGAUCACAUCUCGUGACAGAUUUUAUUUACCAGUAGCCAAACUGCUGCUGGAGAGAGACCCGUAACAAGAACGGCUACUUCAUGGGGCCAGAGUCUGAGCCCCAGCCCCAGGUGAAGCUGAACAUGCCUUUUCGGAGACAAUUCUUUAGUUAAAGUUGCCGUGAAAAACAAACCAUGUGGAGAGUUCAAGGUUUUGUUGGAAGAGUUCUGCACCGAUGCCAUGGCAGCACCCCCCUGCGACUUCCCCAGAACCAGGGGCAGUCUCAGGGACUGGGGGAGGUUGAGGUCAUCAACAGCUCAGCUGUCCUCUCCAGCUCACGACACACCUCCGACAUCAGCGCUCAGAAAGAGGAGAAUGGAAGGAGGAGGAAGAAACAGAGGAGCUUUCAGUUCGGCUAUGCUGAGCUCCCACGUUACACAGCCCUGGACGCUGUGGGAUGGGGUGCUGCAGCAGUUCUGUUUAUGCAGAUCUGCAGGAAGAUCCACUCCCAGUUCUCCUCAAGCACUGAGCCCAAUCCGAUCCCUGGAGCCCUGACAGCACCCUCCACUUUGCACAAGUGCGGCUACCGCAUCCUGCUGGAGAUCUUGUCUAGACGAGAUGUCCUGCCCAGAGGAAGCAGUGUGUUGUGUCUGCCGGUGGUGCCGGAGAGACACGACCAAGAUCAGUCUCUGGGCAGCAGUACAGGUGACGCUGUGAGCAGCGGUGAACAGGACCGUCUGACUGCUGACUGCUCCCUCUCUGACCAACAGAAGCCACUCCUGAACCAGGAUUCUACUAUACCUGAGGAAUCCCUUCUGUCAGCAUCCUAUCCUUUGCAGAACGAUGCUAACCAAGACAACACAGAGACUAAAGAUAAUAAUGACAAGGACAUGUCUGAUGAGGAGAGGUUGGCAGGAGCAGCAUUAAAUCUCAGACACGUGGGCGAAACCAGCAUUCCCGUUAUCCUUAACAUCAUCGGUCUACAAAGUUCCAAGAAUGAGAAGCACAAGGAAGCUUUUACUUGUUUUGUAGCUGCAGCUCAGCAGGGUUACGGCAAGGCCCAGUUUAACACGGGUGUGUGCUACGAGAAAGGCAGAGGAGUCAGCAAGAACAAAGAGAAAGCUCUGUAUUACUACGGGCAGGCAGCAGUUGGGGGUCACAGUCAGGCUCAGUACCGCUAUGCAAAGCUGCUCCUGACCAGCAGGGGGCAGCAGAGUUUAGAGGAGCUGAAUACCGCCAUCCACUUACUGGAACUGGCUGCUGCAGCUGGACUCACCAAGGAGACAUUUAGACAUCUCACAGUAGAAAAAGAGCGGGCUCAGGUCUGCCUGGCCUCGGUCUACACUCAGGAGCCGGUGAGAGACGGCAGCAGGUCUGUCCACUACCUGAAGAUGGCAGCAGAGAACGGAGACAACACCGCCCUGCUAUUCCUGGGUCAGUGUUUUGAGAGCGGCUUUGGGGUGCAGCAGAAUCUGAGGACAGCGAUUGAAUAUUACAAACAAGCGGCUCAAGCUGGCAACAAGCAGGCUAAAAGCUUAAUGACGCCUCCCAGUGAUACUUACAGUAAGGCAGAAGAUGCCGUGUUACGCUCCAUCCGUUCAGCUCCAUGUUUCUCUGAAGCCGACCGUCAGCUCAACAAGCGGCUUUCAUCUCUUGCCAGUUGUGUCUCUCUCUCCACCAGUCACCCCGUCACCCUUCCCCUCCUGCCUCACUCAUGGAGCACCGGGAGCCUGUGUGCCCCCCCGCCGCUGUCCUCCACGCCUCGUCACCUCCACCCCAGCACUGAGGGAGGAGCCUGCCAGUGGACUGUAAGGAUAGGAUAGUUUACUGAGCCGGCACAGGUCCAACUGAGGAAUGUAUGUCAUAGCGUGAAUGUGUUUUCACCAGAGGAGAAAGGUCAAAGUGUGUACAUAUUGUGAAGUCUGGAUUAGAGUGAAUAGAUUUUAUACUUGAUCUUAUAUAUGCAUGUGUAGACAUUAUGGUGUUUAAGAUUUGUAUUUUUGUAAGUUUGAAAGAGUUGUUGCAUACAAGGUCCUAUAUGUAGAAUGACAUAUGGAAGUUUAGUUAAUUAUUUGUUUCCAUAAAGAUCUCCUGUGAGUAAGAAAAUGUGGUCUAGGUGCCUUUGGGUGGGUUGAUGAUUUCAGGUGGAUACUUGGAUACUUACUCAUGUUUAAAAAAAAAAAAAAAGAAGAGGAAUGUCAUAAUUGUGUCUGCACAACUGUAUUGCUGGAUUCAAACCUCUGAAACUGUCAAAGUGCUUUGAAUUAGUGUCAUAAUAACCCUCAAUAAAACCAUUACCAUCUUUGUAAAAGAACAACUUUAGAAUUAACAAAGGGAAAAGCUAUGUGAUAGUCCAACCUGUUUACUUUAAACAUGCCAAAGUAAAUUGUGAUGCACUCUCAAGAGGAUGUUGUACUGUCAUGGACACAUGCUUAGUAAAAAUAUCAAAAAAUAAGUUUUA
Etheostoma cragini (Arkansas darter) is the source of this 2489-nucleotide messenger RNA. It is a transcript of the gene dele1, whose product is annotated as DAP3 binding cell death enhancer 1. The transcript is spliced from 13 exons. The coding region runs from base 223 to 1851 and encodes 542 amino acids. Gene Ontology annotation, molecular function: protein binding. The record is from RefSeq and is a predicted model, not a curated record. NCBI's taxonomy places the organism in Eukaryota, Metazoa, Chordata, Actinopteri, Perciformes, Percidae.